GUUCACAUUGUUUCAUUUCUCUUUGGUCUUUUGUUUCUCCAUGCUCUCGCCUCUUCAUAUUUCGUUUAUAUCACACAGUUUCUGUGUUUCCGCUGGGUCCUGUGCAUUUGCAUUGAAUUUAACUUCGCCCAGUGCUGUGUUUGUUGGUCCGAUUGUUUUUCUUUUUGUUUUUUUUUUUUUUGUUAUCAGCAUUCGGCUUUUCAUUCGAAGAAAAACUAGAACCAGUUGUUUCUAUCAAUCUUUUUCCAUAUCAUUCAACAUUUUAUCGGCAAAUGAAUGUGUGUGUCACACACCAAAAAUUUAGUCGCCGAGGGAAUCUAGAAUUUUUUUGGAAUUAGUACGUACACACUUGUUUUCAAAAUCACUUGGUUAAUUUAGUUACAUCGCAUGCGUACUGAGUGAGAUAUCGAGUGCUCUCGGCAACGAAGAAACGAAAAACAAUAACAACAAACAUUGAAUUAGAAGCAAUGCUUACGCGUUAGGAUUUGCCGUUUAACGUGUUAAGAGUCGGUGUGGAGGUCGUGAGGUCAACAUGAAUUAUACAUUAGAUGAUAGCAACGAGAUUCAGGUCGGCGGACGCAAGGGGAAAACAUGCUCCAUGACUGGAUGCAAUAACACUCAUCAACGUUUUCCCAAUAUGAGUUUCUUUCGAUUCCCAAAAGAAUUAUCAAGGGCAAAGGAAUGGCUGGUUAUUUGUGAACGGCCCGAUCUCAUGAGACGUGUCGAUAUUGGGGAUAUUACCAUCAACAACUAUUAUGUGUGUGAAAUUCAUUUUCCAAAUCAGAUUCUUGACUAUGCCACUCGAAAAAUUCUCAUCAAAACGGCCAAGCCACUGACAUUGGCCGAACUGAAGGCAUUACCCGCACAAAGUCGACACAGUAAAAAUGAUUCGGCGAAAUCAAGGCGACGACACAGCGAAGAUUAUGAUGCUCAUAUUGAAGAAGAGUACGAAGAUGACGACGAUUUUGACCUGGAGGAUAGCAAAGACGACAUAAAAUUCACCCGCACAUUUGGUGUGAAAAUUGCCAAGGCUGAAGGAAACUACCAUUCAGAUCUACUGGAACCUCUGUUGGUUCACGAUGAAAAUAGCUAUUCAGAUUCCGUUACUCGAACACCGUUUUGUUGGACGGUCGAAGCAACACGAUACCUUAUCAAAUUGCGUGGUGAACGCGAUGCUGAAUUUGACCAAAGUGGCGCACGCAAAAGUCAACUAUGGCUCGAGAUAUCGAAUAAAAUGCGAGAUGCUGGCUAUGAUUUUACACCGGAAAAAGUCUCGAAAAAAUGGCACAACAUCACAAUCACAUAUCAGAAGAAUACAGACAGAGAGCCCGGUUCGGUAAAUUGGGAAUUCUUCAAUGAUAUGCACGCAAUAUUUCGCAAUAAAAAAAUGCCCGAAGAAAAUUCAAUGGAUUACAGCGAACCAGAACCAAAACAAAAUGGCACAUCCAAACGAAAAACGGCCGAUACCUCCGUAGAGGAUAGAGAUUCACCGGAAUCCGAACAAAAUUAUCGUCCACGUGAAUCACAACGAAAGAAACGAAAACAAUUGGAAGCCGAGGACAUGGAUGUAAACAAUGACAGUUCAUUUGCACCAGCACUGAAUGUAACCACAACCAUGGAUGAAACCUGGUGGCGUGGCUAUUUUGAACAAAAGCUAGAAUUGGAACGAAAGAAAAUGGACAAAGAGGAUGAACGCCACAAGGAUCGAAUGAAUUUCCAAAAAAUGGCCAUUAUGCUGCAGGAGCGUGUGGAAAAGAUCAAAGUUGAGGCCAUGAAUAAUUUAACAAAUGCACUGCUACGUCUGCAAGACUCGGGAAAACUAUAGAUUUUAAAUUCAUUUUGCCAAAUGAUUUUAUACCAUACAAACAUAUUGUACAAUAAGAUAUUUUUCAUUCCUGUAACACACAGCAAUAGGGGUAGUAAAUGAGCGCAAGAAAAUAUUGUACAUAACAUUGGAAGAAACGAAUCCAAUAUUAGGAUAAUGAAACAUGUGAGAAAUAAAGGAAAAUGGUAAGCUACUAUCAGUAUCAA
Sitodiplosis mosellana (orange wheat blossom midge) is the source of this 2031-nucleotide messenger RNA. RefSeq lists its product as uncharacterized. The record is from RefSeq and is a predicted model, not a curated record. NCBI's taxonomy places the organism in Eukaryota, Metazoa, Arthropoda, Insecta, Diptera, Cecidomyiidae. The transcript is spliced from 6 exons. The coding region runs from base 533 to 1825 and encodes 430 amino acids.